Messenger RNA from Macrobrachium nipponense, 5689 nucleotides. Its product is annotated as lysosomal proton-coupled steroid conjugate and bile acid symporter SLC46A3-like. Bases 194 to 1915 code for a protein of 573 amino acids. The record is from RefSeq and is a predicted model, not a curated record. Gene Ontology annotation, cellular component: membrane. Gene Ontology annotation, molecular function: transmembrane transporter activity. The transcript is spliced from 7 exons. Gene Ontology annotation, biological process: transmembrane transport. NCBI's taxonomy places the organism in Eukaryota, Metazoa, Arthropoda, Malacostraca, Decapoda, Palaemonidae.
UUGGACAAGCUAAUUAAUACAAAGAAAUGAUGGAUUGCAUAGACUCCACAGACGAUACGCCUUGGGAGAAGUUUACACAGAAUGAGUGAGGAGAACAGUGUAGCAAAAAUAUGUUAUACAUAGAUAAUUCAAUCUUAACUUUUCAAACCCAGCAGAUCACAGCUGGCAGUAAGGCACUUCACCAGAGGACAGGAUGGCAUGGCUUCUAAAUGCACUCAAAAGCAUUUCAGUUGAGCCUGUCAUGCUCAUUAAUGGUGCUUGUACCCAGGCAAUGCGGCUCUUUGCCGAAAACGUGCAGAUGAUUAAGAUAUGUUCAGUCAACUUCGGUUUUUCAGCCAAAGUAUGUGAAAAUUUGGACGAUCAUCUAGAGGAGAAUGUGUCGGUCCAAAAGGAGUUCACUGUAUUUUCUUUUUACAACAGCAUAAUCCUUUCUGUAACUACUCUUAUAUUUGUGCUCUUCAUGGGGUCAUGGAGUGAUAAAUAUGGGAGAAAGAUUCCUCUCUUGCUCACUCUGGUGUGCCAAGUGUUGUAUGCUGCGGGGUAUCUGCUCAGCAACUGGCAAAGUUCUUGGCCUGUGGAAAUGAUCUAUCUAGUGACAUUCUUAGAGUCAUUCGGUGGAAGUAACGUGGGUCUUUUAAGUUUGACCACCAGCUACAUUAGCGACAUCUGUCCUGAGAAAAGCCGCACGUCACGUAUCAGCAUAGCCAAUUCUAUGUGGUACUUGGGUGGUCCUCUAGGUACCCUUAUUGGAGCCGUCAUCAUCAAACACACUACCUACAGUAUAGCAUUGUCACUGGUUCUCUUGGCAAACGUUUCAGUUGUGAUCUAUGUAAUUUUCUUUAUCAAAGAAAGUCACAGACCCUUCGUUACAGUGGAACUCCAGAACAAAGGAUCACUUAAUAGUGGGAUUAGUGAGGAUUCAAAGGAACAAGCUACCAUUUCACGUAUAGUCAAGGAUUUCUUCAACUGGAGAAGAGUUGUAGAGUCCUUUGAAACAGCGCUCAGGAAGAGGGAAGGACACACUCGUGUGCUCUUGAUCAUUAUUGGUUCUAAUAUGAUCCAUUUUGCUGGUAGAGGAUUCUUCAUGUACAUGUUUGUCAGACAAGCGCUACACUGGAAUGCGACAGACUAUGGAUACUGGUUUACAUACAGAAGCCUUCUGACUGCACUGGGUUCUCUGCUCUUGAUUACUCCACUAACAAGACUAUGUGACAUCAAAGACACAACAUUAGUGUUCAUAGGUUCCUUAUCAAUAGUUAACGAAUAUGUUUGUUAUGGUCUUGUAAUGAACAAAUCGCUGUCUUUUCUGUUAUGGUUGGGACCUAUAGCAGGUCUCAUUUCCAACGCCAGCCUCAUUGCCUUCGGGUCGAUGCCUACGAAGCUGGUUGGCAGCAAUGAAAAAGGUCGUAUCAGUGCUGUCGUGUCUGCUAUAAAUAGCUUCAUGCCGAUGGUAGGAUAUGCUAUUUAUUCACCAGUGUACUACAGGACAGUAGACUCCUUCCCAUCAGCACAAUUCUUUAUUGCUGCCAGCCUUAAUCUCCUAAUCAUAGUAAUGUUUGUUGCCGUCCAUUGCGGUUCUUCAUCACACGACAGCAAGGAUCUGGAACCCACCCUUUCCAAAGGCAAUGAACAUGUUGAUGUGUUCAAAAACGGGACCGCUGUCACUCUUAGGAGUUUCGUUCGCACUUUUAGCGGUCCAGUACAACGGGACAAUACGACAGUGGAAAAUAAUCAAACUCCAGGAAAGGAGAUUGAUGUUCAGGCACACGAAGCUUCCUCGAAGGACGCCCAAGAAGUUGGAGCACCAGAAACCAAGAAAAGUUUGACGGGUUUAAUUAACCCUUCAUUUUCAUGCGACGGUGAAGGGAGCGUGUGCAAGAGUGAUUUGCAAAAAGGCACAGAAAGCAGUAUAUAGGCUGUUACUGCUGAAGAAAUAGUCACGCAAUCCAAUAUAAGUCAGGAGAGUCCUGUUGUCAGAGGGAAGGAUUGCACUGUGAGAAGGCCGAGUGUAGCAGAAACUGACGUGAAUUUGGCCAAACCCUGGCAUUUGGUAUAACAAGCAAAUUUUUGUUUUUUAUGAUUGCAAUAUAUGUCAGGGUAAAGAAAAAACACAACCCCAAUCAACUUUAUGGAACACGAUUUUUCCUUUGAUUAAUUUCUGCCCCUCCGUAAGAAGAUUCCAUGACGCAUGGAAUCCUCUUUAUACAAAUCUGAAUAAUUUCUUCAGUUUUAUACUAGCAUUAGUCAUAUUAGCUUAUCUGAGGGGAGAUUUGUGUGUGUGUGUGUGUGUGUCCUGCCAUCCUUCUGUUUGUGUGUCUGUAGAUCCAAGGAGCCCAGUCGCAGACUUACUUUCAAGGAGAGUCCCAGUUUUUAUCGAAAGUUUCCUUUCAUUCUUAGGCAUUAAAUAAUGUGAUAUUAAUUGAAAAAAAUAUAUGAAUUACUAGAUUUUCUGGAAAUUUUAUAUGAAAAUAGAAAUAUAAAGAUAAUUAGUUCAAUCAGUGAGGAGAGUGACUUAUCGGCAGUGACUAUUAAAAGUCUUAUUCAAGGCCACUAUAGCUGUCAGACCAUACUAUUAUUUCAAUAAUGUACAAAUAGCAAAGUUUUUAUAUCUGUAGUUAGUAUAUCCGUUGCUUGUCUUCAUACCACAGUAUUCAAAGUAAGUUACCUUACUUUGCGGUAGCUGGUCGCAUUAAAUAUGCAAAGUGUUGCUGCCUUUAUUUACAGGACUGUGAUGGGUUAUGUAAUUGUCUUCUGAUUCCUUUUCACAAAGGGAAGUUCACAGUUAGAAGGGACAGCCAUUUAUUCUGGAGCGGUACUUGGUCAGAUAUGAGUUUGAUGAGGUCUAGAAAGACACAUGGUGGUCUCAUUAACAUUGCGCAGUUGGGACAAAAUGGUUAAGUACAGCUCUUAUUAUUGUCCAGUACAGAAAAACAGUAAGAUCACUGGCACCUGGUCCGAGCAGGACAGAGAGAUGAACGUGAUAAUGGGCCCCUCCAAUUAUUUCUAGACUUCCUAAGAAAACACAACCCUUUCGGAGUUGAGGAUGAACAUCAGUUGGUAAAUAUUGCGAGUGGAAUUAUUUCAGAUGAACGGGAAAUGUUGAAACAUCACUGCAGAUUGGGAAGGUCAUUCAAGAACAAAUAACAGGAAUGACAUUUUCUCAAAUAACCAUGAAAAGAAAAAACUUUUAAGGUAAUGCAGAAAACUGUGAAAGUGGCAGGUGAGAAUUUGUUCAUAUCAUGCACUGAGUUAUAUAGGAGACUUCUGGCUAUAUGCUACAGCCAAGGUCAGCCUACAGAGGCAAUCUUCUAUGGCUGUCAGCAGUUGUCCCCUCUUUCGUUUUUCGUUAGACGAGUGGUUUUCGCUCUCGGCUACUAAUCUGGUGGUCCGAAGUUCGAUUCUGGCCUCGGCCAACGCAGAAUCAGAGGAAUUUAUUUCUGGUGAUAGAAAUUCAUUUCUCGAUAUAAUAUGGUUCGGAUCCCACAAGAAGCUGUUGCUAGGUAACUAAUUGGUUCCUAGCCACGUAAAAAUAUCCAAUCCUUCGGGCCAGCCCUAGGAGAGCUGUUAAUCAGCUCAGUGGUCUGGUUAAACUAAGAUACACUUAACUUUGUCCCUUCUCUCUUUAUAGAUGAUGGAGGAAUGAGAAAUACACCAGUCACAUCUCUCACAAUUUAUCGCACAUAUGGAUCUUGGUAUUAUCUGUGAAAUCAGUAAGCUUUGCUACUCAGUCAGUAUUGGCCAAAAACUGGAAAAAUAGACUUAUGAGUUAAGUGUGGCCAGUAAUGCGGAGGAAAAGUCCUGGCCUACCUGUUUAUGCUAUAUUUGAUUGCUAUACAGUUAGCACAACCAAAGAUCAAGCACAGAAGCGGUGUCAACUAGACAAAUCUUCACAGGAUAUGAUCUCAAAUCUCACUUCUCUCAUUCCAUCUAACAAAACAAAGUUUCUCUCUAAUAGAUGCAACAAGCAGUCAGCCUUUUUUGAGUUGGGAAAGGUAAAACACAUGAAACUCUUAAUGUCAUCCCAAAAACUGAGGUCUGAUGUGCUUGGUUUUGAAGAUAGUAAUGCCAACACUGAUGAUAUUUUAGAUGUAGGAUUGAAUAUGUAUCACUGCUGUACCAAGGAGGUAGUUUUCAGGCACUGAAGCCCUUACUGAGCUUAGAAUCCUCUACAUUAUUUCUCCCACAAAAUAUGUCCCAAUAGAAAGGGUGCCACCAUCUGAAAGGAUGUGCCAGUUUUAUUAUCUGAGGGUUCAUUUUGAAGUGUGUACCUGGCGCGACCUGAAAACAGCCCUCAAAUAUGAGGACUAUGGGUGCAGGCUAAAAGCAGAUGGAUCAAUUGAUCAAUUAAUGAUAGUUAAGCCUUCAGCUCCUCCAGAACUACUAAUAAACAUCAAAUGUAGCUGUAAAAUAAACGUGUGUGUUUCAUGUAGCUGUUCUAAAAAGCCUCUUCCCUGUACAGUUCACUCUAUGCAUUUCGUGGGGAAUGCAAUGACUGUGGAGGAUGAGGAGGAGGAUUUUGACGAUGUGUAGCAGCGGGCCUUCGGUAUUGUUUACAGCAACUAUUUUCUGUUAUUAUUUUUGUAUGAAUGAUGCUUCUAUAUACCAUAUUAGGGUUGAUUAUAAUAGGUGUUAAUGAUCAGCAUCUAUGAUUAAGGGAAACUAUUUUAUUUCAAAUUUAUAAAUUUUCAUUAAACAGUCUAAUUAUGUUCUGUUAUUGUUUUCCUAUAAGUAAGGGUUCUAUUCUAUAUAUUCUAUAUUAGGAUUGCUAAUAUUACAGGUGAUGAUAAUCAGCAUCUAUGAUUAAGGCAAAACAUAUAUAAUAUAAUUAAGGCAAAACAUAUACAAUUGAUAUAAAAUAAAAAUGAUAUACUUAUUUUUUCUACUUUAUUCUAAAUGUAUCAGUUUUCUUUAAAAGUCUAAUUAUGUUCUCGGUUAUUAUCUUUUUAAUAAAUAAGGGUUCUAUUCUAUGUAUUUUAUAUUAUGAUUGCUAAUAUUACAGGUGUUGAUGAUCAGCAGCUAGCAAUAAGGAAACAUAUAUUGAUUGAAAAUGAAAAGGUGUAUACUCAUUUCCAUUUUAUUCCAAAUGUAUCAAUUUUCUUUAAACAGUCUAACUAUAUUCUCUAAUUAUUUUUGUAUAAAUAAGGGUUCUAUUCUAUAUUAAGAUUGCUAAUAUUACAGGUGUUGAUGAUCCAUAGCUAGAAAUGAGGAAACAUAUUGAUUUUUUCAAAUAAUAAUGCAUUUAUUUUUAUGUUUCAUUUAAAAUGUAUCAUUUUUCUUUAAUUGAAACAGUACCUCCAUUUUAUGGGUAUCAUUAUAAACUUUAUGCUUUAAACUAUAAUAUUUAGAGCAAAAAAAAAGUAAUUGAAAUAUUAGUCCGGAAAAAAUUUAUUUUCUCAUUUCGGGUGGCGGCCAUUUUCCAUAUUGCCAAAAUAUAUGGUUGCAUAUUGUUGAUUUUGGUUGAAUUAUUUUUUUUUUUUUUUUGGGUGGGGGACAUAUUUGUCAUCCACGGGAACGCACUGAACGUAUAAAAUGCUUGUUAUACUAAAUGCCUGGGUGAGUCUUCGGUCAAUUUUUACUGGCCUAUUAAGGAUAUAAACAAAGUGUGAGUUACGAUUAAUUUCAUAAUAGUCCAAAAGAAACUUUGCAUUAGACACAUUUACAGUAUGGUCAGAGAGUGUACUAUACUGCA